CUAAAAAGUCAGUCGCAAGGAAGCGACCCAUUCAGCCCUAAUUGAGUUUUCUUCGUAUCUUGUUUCUAUCUCCCGAAGAGAAAAAGUCUCAAAUUCACUCGCGUCGAAACCAUGAUAGACUUCAGCAAAUCUUGCACAGUCGUCUACUGGGACCUCGAGGAUUACCCAAUCCCUAAAGAUAUCGAUCCUUGCUCGAUUUAUCAGAAUAUCGAGACAGCUCUGUCGGAAAUCGGUUAUCGUGAUAUGCCUUAGAAAAUCUGGGCUUAUUGUGACAAGACAGAUGAAAAUGAGGAGUUGAAUACGAGUGAGAAAUUUUUCGAAGCCGGAUUCUUCUUCUCUCACAACGUUCCAGGUAUUUCAAUGUUACUCGACAUUCUUUGCCACGCAUUUCUCCUCACACCGACCAUUAAACCAGCUUCGACACAUAAACCAUCAAAUUUCAUGGUAAUCUCAAAAAGUCUCCCUGAAGACAAGGAGUCCAAAAGAGUUCUUUGGGCUUUGAAAUCAAGAGGUUUCAAUGUUCACUUCGCACAUCCUCAGCUUGAAAGACAAGUAUCAGACCAGAUGUUUCAUAAUCCAGCCAUACUAAGUUACUGGACAUAUCCAUUAGGAAAUGAUUCGACAACUAUGGGUCGUACUGACCCUGAUAACAAACAAGAUUUCUCCCAGCCUAUCACACGUUCCUCAGAGGCUAAGACAUGCGUCUUCUGGGACCUGGUGGAAUGCCCAUUCCCAAAUGAUCUUGAUCCUGAAACAAUCUUUCAGAGAAUUAAAUCGACUCUUGAGGAAAACGGUUAUCGAGGUGGGAUAUCAAUAUGGGCUUAUGCUGAGAAGAUACCGUUCUCGGAUGACGUGCUGGACAAGUAUCAGAAAGCCAGAAUCUAUUUCGUUCCCGAAGUUCCUGGGGAUAAAAUUGCCAGAUUUCUUAGGAUGUCACAUGACAUUCGAUUAUGGGAAAUAGACACUUAUCCUGUGUUCGGUGUAGAGACAAAUGUGAUCGUAAUCUCAAAUGACAUCAACACCCAAGGAAAAGAUAUUAACUUCUCCCACUAUCUUAUUGGCAUGCAAGGGAGAUAUUACUCUGCUUUCUUAGUACAGCCUAAGUGUAUCGUCGAUAGAAGAUACAGUAUCGAUCCCGAAUCCUCAGAUUGGCCAAGAUCUUUAUUCGAUAGAAGAUUUUCUGUCGGCCCAACCAGAUGCAGACCAUUUAAUAAGCGGUGGAGGAAGAAGGUGAAGAAACACAAGGCAGUGGAAGUGCCAAAAGUUUCUCCCGUUGAAAUCAUGAACAAUCAACAACUCUCUCCCGUUGAUACCAUAAAAAACCUUGAUUUCUCCAAGCCUCUCCCACCUGUCUCAGGGCCUAGGGUAGGCGUCUUCUGGGACAUCAAGGAUUUCCCAUUCCCUAAUGAUCUUGAUCCUGAACUUCUCUAUAAGAGAUUCGAAUUGCUUCUUGAUGCUAAAGAUUAUUAUGGUGAGAUGUCAAUAUGGGCCUAUGCUGAGAAGAUACCAUUCUCGGAUGACGUGCUGGAUAAGUUUCAGAAAGCCAAAAUCUAUUUCCUUCCCAAAGUUCCUGGGAAUAAAAUUGAGAGAGUUCAAAUGAUGGUAAACGACAUGUUUUUAUGGAAAAUAGACACUCCUUGCAAGUAUGUUGUACCACCAAGUGUGAUUGUCAUCUCAAAUGAAAUUCAAGGAUGCGUCAACCUCACCCUUGGUCUUACCUUGCCGAAACUGCGUAAGAAACAGAAGGUUAUAUCUGAUUCUGAGGACUAGUAUAGCUUCUUUUGUGUUCUGCCCAGUCGCAGAGAUCAUGACCCUUGUUAUUACCACCAGCAUAUUUAAUCCGAUCUUGUGUUAGAUUCUUGUUCAAAUAUGUGAAGAUGUGAACUUGAUGAGCAAGUUAAGAACUAACUCAAGUUAAUGUGAAUUGAACUUGGGUUGAGUUAAGUGCUUUUGAACCACAAAGAGGAGUGUCCACGUUGGUACAAAUAUUGUUGGUUCAAAUGUUGGCACAAGAUAGUACAGUCUUGUCUCCUUGUGCUUUGUCAUUAAGGCUUGAUUGGUGAAGGGACAAAACGCACAUCAAGCGUUUUCAAGAUGCAACCUUUAAGGUUUGCUUUUGCACAUGAAGCCCUAGUUGUGUUGUCACUAUAAAAGGUGAUUUGGGUUCAUUUGAGAAGAUGUAAGAGAGAGCAAGAGAAAGCACAAGCAAUGUAGAUCUAUGGAGUUAAGAUCAAAAGGGGUGAGAGAAACAUGUAAGAGUGUAAGCUUUGGGGUAGUUUCUCAAGUAGCAAAGAUGAGAGCCAAAGUGAGUGUAGUGAGAGUUUAAGGCAUUCACUUGUAUAUCUUGUAGUCACCCUCUUUCUCUUCAUAGUGAAGGAUGUGGAUCGAAAGAUCCUAACCGGACGUAGCGGUUCGUUAACACCGUGAACCGGGUGAACAAA
This is a messenger RNA of Arabidopsis lyrata subsp. lyrata, 2441 nucleotides long. RefSeq lists its product as uncharacterized. The transcript is spliced from 7 exons. Lineage: Eukaryota; Viridiplantae; Streptophyta; Magnoliopsida; Brassicales; Brassicaceae. Gene Ontology annotation, cellular component: peroxisome. The record is from RefSeq and is a predicted model, not a curated record. Gene Ontology annotation, biological process: regulation of gene expression. Gene Ontology annotation, molecular function: RNA nuclease activity. Bases 361 to 1770 code for a protein of 469 amino acids.